Oncorhynchus keta (chum salmon) is the source of this 768-nucleotide messenger RNA. RefSeq lists its product as uncharacterized. Lineage: Eukaryota; Metazoa; Chordata; Actinopteri; Salmoniformes; Salmonidae. The transcript has 3 exons. The record is from RefSeq and is a predicted model, not a curated record. The coding region runs from base 1 to 768 and encodes 255 amino acids.
AUGGAGUACCAGAGAAAACUGCAGGAGAUCCACAGACUCAAACAACUGCUGGAUCUACUGAUGGUGGACCUACAACUGGCCCACGACAGAGACAGAUCAGAAGAAAGAGAAUGGAGAAGAGACAGAAAAUUAUGGAAAGAGAAGAAGAGAGACAGAGAGAGAUUGAAAGAGAGAUUGAAGAAGAAAGAUAAGCAAAAAGAGAUGGAAGAGGACGAACGAGAGAGGGAGAAAGAGAGACAGAGAGAGAUCAAAAGAAAGAGAAUGGAGAAGAGACAGAAAAUUAUGGAAAGAGAAGAAGAGAGACAGAGAGAGAUUGAAAGAGAGAUUGAAGAAGAAAGAUGUAAACAGAAGCAAAUUGAGAUGGAAGAGGAAGAACGAGAGAGGGAGAAAGAGAGACAGAAAGAGAUUGAAAGAGAGAAUGAAGAAGAACUAUUUGAACAGAAGCAAAAAGAGAUGGAAGAGAACGAACAAGAGAGGGAGAAAGAGAGACAGAGAGAGAUCAAAAGAAAGAGAAUGGAGAAGAGACAGAAAAUUAUGGAAAGAGAAGAAGAGAGACAGAGAGAGAUUGAAAGAGAGAUUGAAGAAGAAAGAUGUAAACAGAAGCAAAUAGAGAUGGAAGAGGAAGAAAGAGAGAGGGAGAAAGAGAGACAGAGAGAGAUCAAAAGAAAGAUAAUGGAAAAGAGACAAAAACAUAUCGAAAGAGAAGAAGAGAGACAGAAAGAGAUUGAAAAGAGAAUGAAGAACAACUAUUUAAACAGAAGCAAAUAG